Molecule: messenger RNA, 3987 nt
Organism: Lodderomyces margitis
Lineage: Eukaryota; Fungi; Ascomycota; Pichiomycetes; Serinales; Debaryomycetaceae
Gene: SWI1
Product: Swi1p
Exons: 1
Coding region: 1-3987 (1328 amino acids)
Biological process (GO): innate immune response
Cellular component (GO): cytoplasm
Molecular function (GO): DNA binding
Source: RefSeq, a predicted model, not a curated record
AUGGCUGACCCGAAUUGGCUUAGUGAUCCUAGCUUUAUGGAUAACUCAGGUGAUGAUUUUUUGAAUUCUAUUUUUGAUCAGAACCAGGGCCAGGCACCUGCCCUGAGUCAACAACAGUCAGCACCAAUAACGACAGCAGCACUGGGAAUACCAUCGCAGCAACAGCAACAGCAGCAACAGCAGCAGAUACCACUGUUUCAACAGCAAACACAUCUGCUUCAACAACAAUUACAACUGUCGCAGUCUAUGCAACCACCAAUGUCUGGUCUGCCAAUGCAACAACUGCAACCACAACCACAAGCACAACUGCAAUCUAGUACUCCUCAUAUGGGUGCUGGAACUAUCCAACAGCAAGCACUUCAUCAACAGUUUCCUAAUCAGCAACAGAUUCCACCACAGAUGCAAGGGUCACAAGACCCAAACUCGAUGUAUAUGAGGCAACCAUCACAACAAAUCAAUUCAACAAAGCAAGAGAUGCUUUUGAAGAUGAAGCAACAGAUACAUAGACAAAAAAUGCAAGCACAAGCACAAGCACAAGCACAGGCACAGGCACAGGCACAGGCACAAGCGCAGGCACAGAACCCAACUCCAAGCCAAAGCCAACAUUUUCAGAACCAGAUACAAGCUGAUUUGUCGAGACAUGUAUCUCCUCAUGGCUCUCAAGUUCCUACUCCCUUGCCUAACCAAGUAACCCCAACUAUGGGAAAUAUGAGCAAUAAUGCCAAUGUCCAAGCUUUUCAACAACAAUCGCAACUACCAACGGCUCAUUUGCCUCAACAAAAUGUACCGCAGCAAAUGCAGCAAUUUCCAAUACCACAAAAACAAGCGUUUCAACAACAAGGAAUGCCAGUUCAACAACAGGCUACACAAGGACAACAGCAGCUGCAACAACAACAACAACGCUUGCAACAGAAGGCGUCAAUAAGUACACAGAUCAGCGCAGAAACGUUUCAAGCGCUUUUGUUUGACUUUAUGAAUCGUCGUGGAACACCCAUCAAGCAGCCAAUCAUUAUUAAUAACAAGCGAGUGAGCCUUUUUAUGUUUUUCUUGUUGUGUUCCAAAUUGGGUGGCCAUCAACAAUUGAAGCGAUUUAUAAACAUUGACUUUCAACAACAGCAGCGUAACCCUUGGGCUUUGAUUGGGAUGAAAAUGGGACUUUAUGCAGGAGCAAAUUUACAAGAACCAGGAGUGAAGGAAAAUCUAGACAGAGAGAUUUGUGCUUGUUAUGCCAAUAAUAUUUUGCCAUAUGAAGAGUAUUAUGCUACACCAGCGGGACUGAGAGAUCUUCUGCAAAGGAAGGCUCAAUUUCAAACACAAAUUAUUCAAAAGUACCAACAACAAGUACAACAGCAACAGCAGCUAUUCAAUCAACAACAGCCACAACCUCAGCAACAAUUUCCUCCGUCACAACUGUUUUCUCCAAGCAUUAAUGGCCCCACCACAAUGGGUGGCAUGAGUGCGCAACAAAGCCCUAAAGUCAGCAAUGCGCCUACCCCUCAACAACGGAAAUUGUCGAGGACAAGUAAUUUGUCUAAUCAUAACUCGCCACAGGUUAAUUCACCGUAUGUUCAGAAUCAACAAUUCAGACAACAACCACAACAGCAACAGUCGGGUAAACAAACAACUCCUCAAUUUACAACGCAACAUAAUACUCCUCAAGUUCAGUCUCAACCGACUCCUCAAUUCCCACAGCAACCUGUGCCUCAAAAAUUUCAACAGCAACAGCUUCAACAACAACAGCCUCAACAGCCUCAACAGCAACAGCCUCAACAGCAAUUUCCUAAACAAUUUUCUCCACCACAACAGAAUCAAGCUACGCCAAUGACAAUGCAGCAGCAACAAAGUCAACAAAGGCAGCAACAGCUUCAGCAACAACAGCAGCUUCUACAGCAACAGAAGCUUCAACAACAGCAACAACAGCUUCAGCAACAACAGCUUCAGCAACAACAGCUUCAGCAGCAGCAACAACAGCAAGCACUACCACCACAACCUCAACCUCAACCAUCGAGGUUGCAACUGUUUGAUGAAAAGUCAAGACAAGCGCUGAUCCAGCAACAGCAGCAGCCACAACCGCCAAGCAGACAGGUUUCACAAACUGCAACUACUCCUCAUAUUAAGAAAGAAGUUACCAAAGAAGAGGCAAAUGUUCUUCGAAACUAUGUACCUUUCAAAAGAAUUAUUGAUACUCAUGGAAAUCACAACAUGAAGGAACUUUCGAUACUUUCUGGAGAAAUCGAAGCAACAAAGCCUAUUUAUUUAUUUGCACCUGAAUUGGGUACUAUAAAUCUACAAGCUUUAUGUAUGGCGAUCAAAAGUGAUCAAGGAGUUCAGAGUUCAGAAGUUGUCAAUGCUUUGAAUACGUUGUUGGUUACUACAUCUGAUUCCCAAUAUACUUUUUCCAUAAAUGAUUGUAUCGAAUUAUUGGAUUCAUUGUGUAAAUUGGGUAAAGAAGUUUUGCACAAAACAAUUCAUGGCAAACCUUCAGAUAAAGAUGUGGGUGAAGAGGAUGUAAGAACAUUAAAUCCCCAUAGUACAAUUGAGGAUGUUUUUGCCAAGUAUGUUUCCGGAAAAGGUGAAGAUAUUCUGUAUGUUGUUAAUUCAUUAACUGGCGAAUUGAUGUGUGAAGAUGACGAAGAUGAAGAUGAAGUAAAUAAGUUGUUUGAUUUUGUUGAAGGCAAAGAUUCAGACACGCCACAAUAUUUGCAAUCUCCUCCUCCACCGGCAGCUUGUCCUGGUUCUCAUUCAGAACAUCAAGAACCAGAGGAAUUUUACAUUGAUGAUUAUUCAACCGCUUUACAGAAUUUUAACCUGGAGAAUAGAAACCAUUUUAGUAAGUUGCAAACCAAGAGCGCUACUGAUGAUCAAGUGUUUUUAAUCGAUGAAUUGAUCACCAUUACUAUGAUUUUGAGAAACAUAUCAUUUUCAGAGUUUAAUAAGGAAGUUAUGGCCAAUAAUGGAUUAUUUAAAGAUUUGUUAUUUUCCAUCGUCAAGAAUAUUGCCAUGCAUCGUGAUAAGUUUAUGUUUAGUAGGAAAAGGUUGUGUUUAUUAAAGGAUUGUCUUUUGAUGUUGGAUAAUAUUUCCUAUUAUGUCCAUUUACGGUCAUUGGAAGAAGCAUUCCUUUCAUAUGUUUUGAUUACUAGUUUUGGGCCAGAGAUUAAGGAAGUUUGGACUAUUCCCAGGUGUAAUCUUGAUACUCAUUCAUAUUUUUCGUUUGCGAUUGAUGCCUUUACCAAAUUAUUGGUUAGAGAGCCAUUUAAUCGAUCAUUAUUACAUGCAGUAUUAACAGGGAGUUUAAAUUUGGGAAUGACAACUAGUUAUGUCAAUAGUUUUGUUGUUUCACAGUAUGAUCAAGAGCAUACUAAGAAAUUGAUUACUUUGUACUUGGGCGAAAGUGCCAAAGAUUUAAAGAAUGGAGUUUUGUUAACGAGAGCAUUUCAACUGUUGAUGAGUAUUAUCCCCUAUGAUGCCAAUAGUUUUGAGUUUUCGAAAUUUGUAUUUCUUCGAGCACCAACCAUUUCACAAAUGUUUUUUGGAGUCAAAUUGAUUAUUGAUAUGGCGCCAAUUAAUGACUUGAAUACUUUUGCCGACAAAAUAUCCUUAUAUUGGAUCUUGUAUAAUCGAGAGUUGUUGUUGGGCAAUUUUGUUCGAAUUGUUGUCGCAUUGGCUUCUGAAACAGGUAAAUUCCCCAAAGAGUCACCCGAACAUACAAUUUUGUCAUCGUGUUUGAGUAAGGCAUUAAUUGUGGUUAAUUCAUUAGUUGAAAAUGCGGUGGUGGCAAAGAAUAUAGAGUAUUCGGGUGAAACUGAUUACAGGAAUGCCGAUUUAAUGAAUCAAUUGACGGAUUGUUAUGCCUUUCCCAGAAUUAUACCUGAUAUUAAUUUAACUUUGGAUACGUUUUUGGCACCGACAAUUGAUACCAAUUUAGGAAAAGAAAUUGUAAGGCUAUUGAGAUAUUUGAAAGAUUUGAAAGCUUGUGAAGGCAUUUGA